Messenger RNA from Fonsecaea erecta, 768 nucleotides. RefSeq lists its product as hypothetical. The record is from RefSeq and is a predicted model, not a curated record. The transcript has a single exon. Bases 1 to 768 code for a protein of 255 amino acids. Lineage: Eukaryota; Fungi; Ascomycota; Eurotiomycetes; Chaetothyriales; Herpotrichiellaceae.
AUGGCUGCGAAAUACUUCGAGUACAAGAAUGAGGUCCUAACCUCGACAGAGAAGAUAGCCGAAGUAGAUGCCAAAUCUGCGGAAACCUCCCUCUUCCCCCAUGCCUCGUCCGCCACUACCCUUCUCGACCCCGAUAUCUUCAGCCCUGGUACGGUCCUGCAUAUUUCAGCUCGAGGAAUCGGCGUGCUCCGAUUUCCAGGGCCUUGCUCCGAGCUGAAAAUCCAAGUUUUUCAUAAUGACGGGAGUCUGGCAUAUACCUCGACGAAAGCAAAGCGGUGCUCUGGUGACGCAGUGCUCAACCACCCAAAGCUGGGCGACAUAAUAAGCACGUCAUACUUCUUUGGUCCCAAGCGUGAGCCUGAUUUGAGGUUGGUCCAAGGUCAAACCGGGACAGGCGACAAUUCCGACCGAAUUAAAGUCUCUGGGAAGCUGGGUUCUCGGUCCACAACCUUCACCACCCCAAAUGGGCACUCAUUUGAAUGGAGCUACUCACACAGGAAAGACAUAUCGGGCAAGAAAGUCAAAAUCAUUGCACUGCGCCAAAAGGAAACGGGAGCCAUCCUAGCCCAGCUGAUCAGAUCCGAUGGUACGCGGACGGAGGGUACCUCCAGAUGCGCGGCUGGAAAUGGGGGGCAGCUCAUACUCGACCAGGAGGCGACAAGUCAUUUAGAUGAGGCGGUAAUCGUGGCCACAUGCUUGGUCAUGUUGAAGAAAGAGAUUGAUCGGAGGCGGUGCUUGCAGAUGAUGGUGCUCGUCGGAAUUGCUUAG